CGGGGGGAGGGGUCAGGAGCGCCGCCGUACUUAAUGACUUGUCUCUCGGUGACUCGCGCAGAGGGGGAAGCGUCUGUGGUCGCACCGGUCCACACUCAAGCGCACACUGAACACACCGCGUCCUGACGUUACAUAACCAACGAGCGUUCAUCACUGAUUUUUCCAUGGACAUGACGUAUGACGUCAACGGCACUGAGAACUUCUCAGAGGAGUCCGGGGACUUCGAGAUGGACAUGGAGGAGCCAUGUGGCAGCGCGCUCAGCAACGACUUCAACAAGAUCUUCCUCCCGACCGUUUACGGAAUAAUAUUUGUCCUGGGGAUCAUUGGCAAUGGAUUAGUCAUCGCUGUCAUGGGCUACCAGAAGAAAGUCAAAACCAUGACGGACAAGUACCGGCUCCAUCUCUCGGUGGCCGACCUCCUGUUCGUCCUCACGCUGCCCUUCUGGGCCGUGGAUGCGGCCAGCAGCUGGUACGUUGGAGGUUUCCUCUGUGUGUCUGUGCACAUGAUCUACACCCUCAACCUUUACAGCAGCGUGCUGAUCCUCGCCUUCAUCAGCCUGGACAGGUACUUUGCAGUCGUGCGUGCCACCAACAGCCAGGCCACGAGGAAGCUCCUUGCGAGCAGGGUGAUCUAUCUGGGCGUGUGGCUGCCUGCUGCUGUGCUGACCGUACCGGACUUGGUGUUUGCCAGGGUGCACAGCACGGAGUCAUCGAACUUCAACCUCUUCACAGACGAAUCCACGGAGAUCGCAGACCCCAAGACCAUCUGCCAGCGCAUCUACCCGCAGGAAACCAGUCUCAUAUGGACAGUCGUCUUCCGCUUCCAGCACAUCCUGGUGGGCUUCAUCCUGCCAGGUUUGGUGAUCCUCAUCUGCUACUGCAUCAUCAUCGCAAAGCUGUCGCAGGGCUCCAAGGGCCAGUCGCUGAAGAAGAAAGCUCUGAAGACCACGGUCAUCCUCAUCCUCUGUUUUUUCUCCUGCUGGCUGCCUUACUGCAUCGGCAUCUUUCUGGACACCCUCAUGAUGCUGAACGUGGUCCCGUCCUCUUGCAAACUGCAGCAGGCGGUGGAAAAGUGGAUUUCGGUCACAGAGGCUCUGGCUUAUUUCCACUGCUGCCUGAACCCCAUCCUCUACGCCUUCCUGGGAGUUAAGUUCAAGAAGUCAGCCAGGAGUGCACUGACAGUCACCAGCAGGUCGAGUCAGAAGUCGUCCCUCAUGGCGAAAAAGCGAGGGCCGAUUUCAUCCGUGUCUACCGAGUCCGAGUCCUCAAGCGUUUUGUCAAGUUAACGAACAUUCGAACUCACCAUGAGUCCGUGACUUGACACUCUCAGGACAGAAGACUAAGCUUUAAUUCCGAAAGAACUACAUUUUGUACAAAUGUAAAAAAAAAAAAGAAAAGAAAAAACAAAGAGAAAGAGUGUUUGUACAGUUUCAUUUGUUGGCCUUGUUUACUGCAAUUGUGUGUCUUGUAAGGGAUUUUUAUUGCGAUUUUUCUAUGCAAGUUUUAUGUUCCUCAAAGCGGAUCGUGUCCUCAGGCAGUGCCUCAUUUCCAUUCAUUCAGCUGUGCAAACAAAAUCCCUUCUUCCCUGUUUUCAUCUUUACAAUUUGCGAUGCUGUAUCAAAGCUCAGGCGAACAAUGCCCCUCUUUAUUCUUUGUCUUUCUAUUAUCAGGGACGGUAGCUGCUCUUGGAAACCUGUACAUAGUUCGUAGCAUUUUUUUUGUGUGUGUCUGUGUGUGUUUCGCACUUAAGUCGUGUGAUUAUCUGAAAGCUGUUAUUUAUUGUUGUCACUCACACUGGAAGUUUUGUAUAAAAAAAAAGAAAGAAACUGCAUGCUGCUUUUUUAC
Acanthopagrus latus (yellowfin seabream) is the source of this 1845-nucleotide messenger RNA. RefSeq names its product chemokine (C-X-C motif), receptor 4b (gene cxcr4b). Bases 165 to 1286 code for a protein of 373 amino acids. The record is from RefSeq and is a predicted model, not a curated record. Gene Ontology annotation, biological process: brain development; immune response; chemotaxis. Gene Ontology annotation, molecular function: chemokine receptor activity. NCBI's taxonomy places the organism in Eukaryota, Metazoa, Chordata, Actinopteri, Spariformes, Sparidae. The transcript has 2 exons. Gene Ontology annotation, cellular component: membrane.